CUGAAUUCGAGGCUACAAUCAAUAUCAUAGACUCAUUACACCAUUAUCACUGGAAAUCUGAAACUAAACCCUCACAAAACCCUAAACAGUGUUUCCAAUUUUCCAAUAAUCAAAGAAAUGGCGUUACGAUCUGGAUCUCUAUCUCGCUCCUUCAUCUCUACAGCCAGGAAUUCCCUCCGCCCGGUCGCGCCUUCCCCCCUUCCCCGCAUCCGUCCACCGCCACUCGCCGCUCCUCGCAUCCAGUCCCGCCUCUUUUCCAUGCCUGCUACCAGUUCCAGAAAUUUGGGGCAAUUGGGUUGCGUACAGUCACUCUUGCCACUGCAUAGCACGAUGGCCGUAGCUUGUCUCACUUCUCACAUUGUCGUCAGUGCACGAGCUUGCAGCGAGCUGUCGAAUGGUACCUUCCGUCGUUCUUGUCAAGAUCGCUAAUAGUCUCUUUGUGAUCCUGAUUCCUGAGUUACUUGAGCAAGCUGUUGGAUUUUCAUGGCUUCCUUUUAGAAAUAUAGAGGGCCAAUAAUUAUAGGGAGUAAUAUUUGGGACGAAACGGUUGUAAGAAUUUUGAACAAGACUCUCCACCUAAUUUGUAUUUUUUUUUUAACUCCGGAAGAAUGAACCUGUUUUGUUAUAUUCAAACUGCGACAGCAUUCAAGAUUAGUUAUCAAUUCUUGUUGUAUCUGACUA
Lathyrus oleraceus (garden pea) is the source of this 681-nucleotide messenger RNA. RefSeq lists its product as uncharacterized. The record is from RefSeq and is a predicted model, not a curated record. The transcript has 4 exons. NCBI's taxonomy places the organism in Eukaryota, Viridiplantae, Streptophyta, Magnoliopsida, Fabales, Fabaceae. The coding region runs from base 118 to 429 and encodes 103 amino acids.